UUUACGCGAUGCAGUUCCGUGCAGCGAUACCGGUAAAUCGCUUCUAAUCGUGAAAUUGCGUGAAUAGUGACAACAUUUAAGUGCCCUCGGUAAUUGUAAGUGCAUUUCCGUUGCAUUUAAUCUGCAGUUUUCGUGAAAGCUCCUCACGCUAUGUCUGACAGCGUCGAAAACCCGGCUGCUGCUGCCGAUGAUGAUGAUGCUACUCCCGUAUCAGCUGACAAUGACAACUUGAUACCAUCAUCACCAUCGUCGUCGUCAUCCAGCAGUGUCAAACCAGAAGCUGCCAGUAUCGCUGCUUCUGCCUCCCCCGCAGUCGAAAGUGUGAGUCCAAUGCCGGGAAGCCGACAGCAGACCGAUUCCCUUCUUACGGAUUCGGAGAAUACCAACAACGAAAAUCGAGUGAUUGAAAUGGAGAGUGCAGCUAAUCCGCCUCCGGUGGAAGAGCCUGCCACUAGUGAAGUAAUCGAAGAUAUCGUCGAAAAAGUGGAAGCCUCUGAAUCUAGUGAAAAAAGUGCGGAAAAAUCCGAUGACAAGUACGCUGAGCAUGUUAGCUACGACGAACAGGGUGAAGCAAUCUAUACUGAUCCGGAAACCAAGUACCGGUACAAGUGGUCGAAGGAGAAGAAUGAGUGGGUUCCAUUUGAUAGUGAACAUUAUCGGUGGUGUCUGGACAGUGAAAAGUGGAUUCCGAAGGACAAUCCCAAAGAGACGGAACAUUACCGGUGGUGCGAGGAGACGAACCAGUGGAUUCCGAAGAUGGAGCAAUCCCAGGAGGAGCAGCAAAUCUACAGCGAUGAAGAUGGAGUUUACCACUAUAGGGAUAAGGAAGGGAUGGUGCAUUUUUGGGAUGUAGAGAAGAAGGCUUGGUUCCCGAAGGUGGACGAUGAUUUCAUGGCAAGGUACCAGUUGAAUUAUGGUUUUACGGAUAACACUUCUUCCGGUGAUGGGGGCGACGAUAGUGAGAAUUUUACAAAAGUAGAAUCCGGAAAACCGUCCGAAACGGAAGAACCGGCUGAGGUGGAAGAACCGACUGAUACGGAAUCCCUGGACGAAGCUCAUAUGAAAGCUCAGGGUAAGAAGCGGAAAGCACCGCCGGAACCACCCAAAUGGUUUGAACAGAAACCGGAGCACAAUACGAAGGUUUACGUGACGAAUCUUCCGUUGGACAUAACGGAAGAGGAAUUCGGCGAGGUAAUGUCCAAGUGUGGGAUGGUGCUAAAGGACCCCAGAACGAACAAGCUGAAACUGAAGCUGUACCGCGAUUCGAACGGGAUGGUGAAGGGCGACGGAUUGUGUCAUUAUAUCAAGAUUGAGUCGGUCGAUUUGGCGCUCAACAUUUUGGACAAUUAUGACAUCCGUGGGCACAAGAUCCACGUCCAGCAGGCCGAGUUCCAACUCAAGGGCGAAUACAACCCGGCACUGAAGCCGAAGGUCAGAAAGAGGGAGAAGGAGAAAAUCCGCAAGAUGCAAGAGGCAUUGUUCGACUGGCGCCCGGAGAAGAUGCGAGGUGAACGCUCCAAGCAUGAGCGGAUCGUCAUAAUUAAGAAUCUGUUCGAGCCGGAGCUGUUCGAGCGGGAGGUCCAUCUGUUGCUCGAGUACCAGAACGACCUCCGGGAGGAGUGCAACAAGUGUGGAACCUGCCGCCGGGUGGUACUGUUCGAUCGGCACCCGGAGGGUGUGGCCCAGAUCACGAUGAGCGACUCGGAGGAGGCCGAUCUGGUGGUGAAGCUUUUGAACGGUCGGUUCUUUGGUAAGCGCAAGCUCACGGCGGCCAUUUGGGACGGUAGAACCAAGUAUAGAAUUGCCGAAACCGAGGCGGACGUCAAUAAGCGUCUGGGCAAUUGGGAAAAGUAUCUGGAGAAGGAGGAAGCAGCGGUGGAUGCAGAGCAACCCACCGAAAACAAACAGCCACCCGCAGAAACACCUCAGGAGGUGGAAUGUUCCAAGGAAAAGGAUGACAACAAAAGCGAACAGCAAAUUACUGUCGCGGCGGCGGCGGCGGUGGAGACGGAGGAAAGCAAACCGUCCGGCGAAGUUGAACAACAACAACAACCACCGAAACCGCAACCGUCAUCGGCAGAUACCGACGACGACGCCGACGACGAAUCACCAACAGUGGAAAUCAACUGAAAUCAUGUUUGAUUUACAGAGAAUUGCAAAAAUUUAAAGGUUCAUUCUAAAAUAAAACGGUACUCCCGCCGAA
Messenger RNA from Ochlerotatus camptorhynchus, 2203 nucleotides. RefSeq names its product RRM1_TatSF1_like and RRM2_TatSF1_like domain-containing protein barc (gene barc). Lineage: Eukaryota; Metazoa; Arthropoda; Insecta; Diptera; Culicidae. Gene Ontology annotation, molecular function: RNA binding. The record is from RefSeq and is a predicted model, not a curated record. Gene Ontology annotation, cellular component: U2 snRNP; U2-type spliceosomal complex. The transcript has 5 exons. Gene Ontology annotation, biological process: mRNA splicing, via spliceosome. The coding region runs from base 151 to 2130 and encodes 659 amino acids.